Messenger RNA from Lycium ferocissimum, 1787 nucleotides. RefSeq names its product piriformospora indica-insensitive protein 2-like. The coding region runs from base 335 to 1738 and encodes 467 amino acids. Gene Ontology annotation, molecular function: protein binding. Lineage: Eukaryota; Viridiplantae; Streptophyta; Magnoliopsida; Solanales; Solanaceae. Gene Ontology annotation, cellular component: plasma membrane. The transcript has 2 exons. The record is from RefSeq and is a predicted model, not a curated record.
UCUUUUGUUGUUAUUCUACUUUUUUCUUCUCUGCUUUACUGCCGUAGCAAUAAAUAAACACAAAACAGGACAGUUUCAUAUCCUCUGUGCUCCGUUCUCUCUAACUGCUUUUUUCCCUUUAUAUUUAUUAGCAGAUUCAGAGAUUCCCAGACUGAACCUUUUUCUUUAUUUUCUUGGUUUCUGUAUGUCUUUCAUGAAUAUCCACAAUUAACUUUCUUCUUGUGUUCUUCUGUACCAUGCAAACAGAGGUUCCCUUCCAGUCUUCAACUUCCAAAAUUUGCUCUUGCACUAUUCUGUUUCUUGUUUGCUAAUUCUUGGCUAUUCUGAAGUAUCAAUGAAAAAUAACUUGUUUACCAGAAUUCACAUUAUGUUUCUUCAGCUUGUUCUUGUUGGGGUCUAUAUUAUUUUGUGCAAUGGUGCAUCAGAUGCUUCUAUAGCUCCAAUGGAGAAAUAUGAGAAAGAGGCAUUGUACUCUGCCAUUCAAGGUUUUGUUGGAAAUGAGUGGAAUGGUUCAUUUCUUUAUCCUGAUCCUUGUGGCUGGACAACAAUAGAGGGAGUAUCAUGUGAUUUCUCCAAUGGCUUCUGGCACAUAACGGAUUUAACUAUCGGAGACCUAUACGACAACUCCCUUCACUGCUCCCCAGCUGCAGAAUUCACAGAACACUUGUUUGACCUUAAGCAUCUAAAAAGACUUUCCUUCUCAAAUUGCUUCCUCUCAGAUCUGAACAAACAAAUUACAAUUCCCAUAUCAAAUUGGGAUAGUCUUGCGAACAGCCUGGAAUCGUUAGAGUUUCGAUCGAAUGCUGGUCUUUCUGGUACAAUUCCCACAAGUUUUGGCUACCUUAAGAAUCUUCAAUCUUUGGUGCUGCUUGAAAAUGGACUCGAAGGAGAAAUACCAGAAGUGCUAGGCAAUUUAAGUAAAUUAAAGCGCCUAGUCUUGGCAGACAACAAUUUUGUUGGUCCUAUUCCUAAUAGUAUAGGAAGAUUGAUAAAUCUUUUUAUACUUGACACCAGCAGGAAUUUUCUAUCUGGUGCAUUACCUGUGACUAUUGGUGAUUUGACUUCGCUUAUAAAGCUUGACUUGAGCAACAAUCGGUUACACGGAAAAUUACCUAGAGAAAUUGGAGGACUAAAGAGUCUAACACUGUUAGAUCUCAGCCACAACAAUUUUUCCGGGGAGUUGCCAGAGGCAUUUCAAGAAAUGGAUUCCUUAGAAGAACUUGUUUUAUCCGACAAUCCGAUAUCUGAUUAUGUUACAAGAAUUCAAUGGGGGAACAUGAAAAACUUGGAAAUGUUGGAUCUUUCAAACAUGGGAUUGACAGGGAAUAUACCAAAUUCCAUGACAGAAAUGAAAAGGUUGAGAUUUCUCAGCCUCAGCAAUAACAUUCUUUCAGGAAUUAUUCCAUCAAAAUUUGAGAAGAUACCAACUAUUAAUGCUUUGUACUUGGAUGGAAAUGAUUUCACAGGGAAACUUGAAUUUUCACCAAGGUUCUUUGCAAAAUUAAGGAGUCGUUUUCGAGCUUCAGGCAAUACGAAUCUGUGCUCGUCCCUCGAGUUAAGGCACGUUCCAGAAGGAGUAAAACAAUGUGAACAAGAAAGCAUAAAGAAUGAAUAUCUGAAUCAGAAUCCUUACCUUAUAGCUUCUUUGGGGCAACCAGACAACGUUGUUAGUCGUUUUACAUUUUGUUCUGUUGUAUGGAUGAUACUUAUGUCUCUUCUAUGGAUCAUAUUUUUAUGAAUAAUUAUCUUGCUUCAUUCUAUGAGAAAGAAUUUGGUUCGUUCUUGCC